AGAUAAUUCCUUUUGAAACAGCUGCACACAUUUUUAAUUUUUUUCUAAAAGGAAAUGCGUAAUCCGGCAGAACCAGGAAGUAAAAAUCAGGAAAACAUUUAAUGAAAUUGUUUCAUUAUUCAUUGUUUCCUCCUUAUUCGGAGGCUGCAUAUGCAUAAUAACUAUAAUCUUAGCUAAAUCUCAUGAUUCGAUCAUUGCGAUGACAUCAACAUUUUGGAUAUAAAACUUGUGAAAAUGUCUAAAUUUCACGAGAAAAUAAGAAAUGUUCUUCAAGAUGUGGAAAAGUUUCUCAUAAUUUCUCUCAAAUCUGAACAUCUGUGCAAGCCAAACAUAGAAGAACGUGACAGUAUUGUUGAGGCAAUUGGUGUUAUCCGUGAUGAAUUCCCUCAACUUCACCUCGAACAUGUUGUCGACCCAAACCCAAGCAAGAAACCGAUAGUGACAUCCUCUGGCACUCAACUUUUUGACGCUGGUGAUUAUGUCUACACUGAUACUAGUGCUGUAUCACCAUCAGGAGUAGAUGGAAAAAUACCACCUAACACUGAUGAAGUUUACGAUGAGUGCCAGUCCCUCUCCGAUAAAAGCUUAAGUUCAAAUGCUCAGUCUAAGAGUAGCACCACAAUAGACAGAAUUGAUGAGGAGAGUGUCGCCUCAGAUGAAUAUGGAGACAUGGUGCCAGGGUCUAAUGUUGUCUCUGCAGAGAUUGCUACUAUGGGGGCUAUCAAGACAGGAUGGCUGGAUAAACGACGAAAAAAAGAUGUGAAUAAAUUGAUAGCAAGACUUCAGCCCUAUCAGAAAAGAUGGUGUGUCUUGAAGGAUACCACAUUUUACUAUUUCACCAGUGCAUCAGACUUGAAGCAGUGUGGGCAUUUCAGUAUAGCAGGUUAUGAGGCAAGAGCUGGAGGUGGGAAAAGAGAUAACAGUUUUGGUCUAGUCAAGCCUGGAGAGAGAACAUACCAGUUUGUUGCUCAUAGUAAGGAUGAGCUAAAUGACUGGUUGGAGAGUUUCAGUAAAUCCUCUGGUAUACCAAGCUUACCCCACUCUCCAAGCAGAGAUAAACUAUCAGUAAGUGACGAUGAGGAAUCUACAAACACAGAUGAUCAAACAAUCAACAAAAAAGUGAUGGUUUCACCUAUCCCCCCUGCCAACAUUACGCCAGAGCCAGUUGAGGCUGGUGAUGAUAUUUACGAAGACACUGAUAAUCCCAGCCCUUUUAAUACUGAUGAUUUUUACGCAGACACAGAAGCUCCACCACUUCCAUCAGCUAAUGAAGUGGACAAAGUGGAUAACAAAGUAGAAAUUAUAGUCACAGAGGAUGUAUAUGAUGAUACAGAUGAGGUCAGUGUACCAACCGAAGAUGCAACAGCUGAUGAUAUUUAUGAGGAAUGCUCUUCAAUGCCUACUGUGAAAGCACCGCCUGUGCCUUCUCCAGAUUUAAUCCCGACAGAUAGCCUUGAAAGAGGUGUUGAACCCCCACACUCAUCAACACCAAUAACACCUGAUGCCUACUUAAAACCCCUUCCAAGUUUCAGGCUACCUGGCCAAAAGGGCAUCAUGGGAGAUAUUGACUUUGAGAAUGUCUAUAUGGGACUAUGGGACUGUAAGGCUGAUGGGAAGGAUGAACUUGAGUUCAAAAGAGGAGAUUUAAUCUACAUAAUGAACAAGGAUUAUGAUGAUUAUAGCUGGUGGGUGGGGCAGCUUUCUUGUGGCAAGUUUGGAUUGGUCCCUGCUGACUUUCUUAUGCAAGCAUAUGAGGAGAUACCCUAGCUAUUUGUGUAAUAGGUUCAUAAGAGGAAAUGUUUUGACCAAUUUUGCUACUCAUCUAUAUGCUUCUGUGUAUUUUUCGAGGAACUAUUGUGAUAUAUUUACUGUAUUAAGGUCAGUGUAUAUUUAGGGCCAUUUUGUUGCAAUCCUCAGUGGCACAUGUUACUUUUAAAUAUGAACUCAUCCUUUCCCCACAAAAGGUACAAGAAGUAGUUCAUUGAAUUGUCCAUACAUUUUAUUAAAAAAAAUCUUCUCUAGACUCUUUUCAAGGUACAUCGGUGCACUCUUUGUAACAAGGCACAGACAUGAACAAUAUCGUACCUAAAACACAGCAGUGUGACAGUGAAGAAUUUGGGACGGAAAAUCCAAAAUGGCCACCUUAAAAUUUACCCAGAAUGCCCAAAAACUAAUCAGUUC
This is a messenger RNA of Owenia fusiformis, 2181 nucleotides long. NCBI's taxonomy places the organism in Eukaryota, Metazoa, Annelida, Polychaeta, Sabellida, Oweniidae. The record is from the annotation of a GenBank genome assembly.